AUGGGGUUGUUUGGGGAGUUAAGAUCAGGACCAGUGUCUGUGCAGAGGUCAGAGCCUGGCGUAGAGGACCAGGCAGGGGCUGAUGAGGACAGACACCGAACAGGCCAGAGGGCCUAUGGGCUGGUGCAGGUGGCUGGCUACAGGAGAGACGCGCAAGGAGCCUCUGGGACAGGAAGGCGGCUGGUGGCACUGUGGUCACAGUGGGCUGGGAGUCUAGGGGCUCCGGUGGCCCUAGGGACCCCAAUGGCCAUGGCUGAGCAGCCCCGGCCCGAGUGGGCCUUGUGUCACAGCCCCAGCACCAACAACUGCCAGGACCUGGGCAACUCCAUCCUGUUGCUACUGGGCCUCAUCAUCUGCGUUAACUUUGGCAUCAAUACGGUCUGGCACGGAUUCCGUGGCUUCUUACACCACGAGUUUCGUAUUAUUUGUGAGAAAGAAGCUUCUAAGUUAUGCUCACCUGGGAAGCAGACCCAGCCCCCGAAGCAGAGCGCCCCUGCAGUCCGCCUUCGGUGCACCAUGGACCCUGUGAAAAUGACUGUGUCCCCCCCACCCACUCGCCGCCGUCGCCGUCGAGACUCUUCAGCAUGCCGCGCCCACCGCCCUACAGCCUGGGCCCCUGACACUGACAGUGAUGACGAGAAGCCCCCGCGUCAGCAGACAACAAUCUGCUCCCACAACUGGGAUUGCCCCAGGGACUGGGAAGGCCUUCAGUCCACCCAGAGGUUCUGGACUCCCUGGGCCCAGGAUGCUGUGGAGCCGCCUACCCAGACCAUCCGCUUCCAGCAAACUGUAGAGGGAAGGCCGCUCAAAAGAGAGAUGCAGUCAGAGCUGGGCCUAGAGGCCUACGUGUACCCUGUGAACCCCCCGCCCCACAGCCCUCAGGCCCUGAGCCACAGGAACAGUGGAGGGGGGCCCCAGGCAGAACAGGGGCAGUGCUCGCCAGCCCAGCCACCCAUCCUGGGCCCGGCCCACGUCCCAGACAUCCCCCGGCGCCACUCCUCAGGGCGCGUAGCCUAUAAUGCCAGAGACUUGAGGCGGCGGCUGCGGGAGCUGACCAGGGAGUUGGAGGCCCUGUCCCACUGUUACCCCCUGGCCUCUGGAUCCAGCACGGCUGAGGGGACGGGAAAGGCCUGGGUAUACCGUUCCCUGACAGAGAAGUGACUGGGAGAAGAAUAAAAAGAAGAGAGGAGGUGGUUUGUUGUGGUGUGGGGGGUGCCAGGGCCCACACAGCACCCAGAAGCCUGGUUGCUAAGGAAAUGAUCUCCCUGGCAACAGGGCCUAGAGAGCCCUGAGGACCCUCAUCAACCUCUUGGCCUCACCAGGCCCUGUCCUCAGCCCUUUCCCAAGCCCUUCUUGGUUCCAAGGCUCCCACCUGCCUCUACUCUGUUCUUUAGUGCCCAGGGAAGCCCCCCAAAUCCCAUUCCAGAUCCCCAGGCAGUACUGCACUUGAGUGGAGACCCUCAUCCCCAUGGCCUCAGUCUCUCAGAGGUCCGGCUCCUACCAGAGCCCAGGUUUAGGCUGCAACUACAGGUGAGGUGUGGUCCCUCUGAAGCCCUGGUUUCUUUGGGGAGGGAUGGCUGAGAGUGAGGGUACCCAGGCCCUCACAGUUCCCCAGUCAGAACCCGAAGCUCCUGUACACUCAAGAAGGCUUGGAGCGGAGGAUAAAAUAUUGAGGACACUCGCAAGGGCUGCCUCCACACAGCCCUCUGUGACCUCACUCCUCUGAUUAGCACUUCCAUGUCACAAAUGAGGAGACUGAGGCUCAGAGACACCAAGUGACUUAUUCGUGGUCACACGGACACCAAGGAUCAACCUCAUGGUCUCAGACACUCCGUCCCCCUGCUCCCACAGGUAGAUUCCCAUUGCUACUGAGUCAGCCUGGCCCAUCAGAGUCUCCUCCCACCUUCCUCAGUUUCCCAUGUAAACUCAUCAGAAUAUUGCAUCCACUGGACAGCAGGGAAACCCAGGCCCUACCUACUUCUAGACGGUUGGGAUCACACACACGCACACAACUUGGGAACAAGGAGCCAGGUCGAAGGGACUAGACCUCACCUUCCAUACCAGAUGGGUUCCUGGAAUGUGAACAGAUAGGCCUUUUAUGAAUCACCCUGCUUCUCUGUUCAUUUUCAUUUGACUAACGUUAUUGAUCAUUUUAAGCUGAUUCCAUUAAGUGGGUCUAUAUUGAGCACCUGCUAUGUGUUUGGAGUCUUGAUGGAAAAUGCCCACUGGCUGUUUCUAUUUCUUUCUUUCUUUUUUUUCUUUUUGACCAUGCAGUGUGGUUUGCAGGAUCUUAGUUCGCCAACUAGGGAUUGAACUGGGGCCCUCAGCAAUGAAAGCACGGAGUCCUAAUCACUGGACCUCCCGGGAACUCCCUGUUCCUCUAUAUCUGUUGAGAUGUUCAUUGUGCAAACAAAAUGACUUGAGGUUCCCCCGGUACCACUUUCACAGACCCCAGCAAUGAACCCGGUUUAUAAUAGUAGAUUCCUUUUGUCAUAUCAACAAUUACAUCUAUUUUGUGCUUUGUGA
Molecule: messenger RNA, 2526 nt
Organism: Balaenoptera acutorostrata (minke whale)
Lineage: Eukaryota; Metazoa; Chordata; Mammalia; Artiodactyla; Balaenopteridae
Product: spermatid maturation protein 1-like
Exons: 4
Coding region: 1-1161 (386 amino acids)
Biological process (GO): sperm individualization; flagellated sperm motility
Cellular component (GO): cytoplasm
Source: RefSeq, a predicted model, not a curated record